AGUGUCGCUGGCGACGGAGGACCGACAGGCGGCGGCGGCGGCGGAGGAGGAGGGUGGUCGGUGUGUGGUGCUGGAGCUUCGGCCGAGAGAGGUGCGGGAGAGCCGAGCGGAUCUUCAUAGCUCAUCGCCAGAUACGAGUCUCCAAGCUGUGAAUCGUAUGGGUUUGCCAGUCCUCUUUCCACUCUCCGGAUUUUGUUUUAUUUUGAUUACCUUGCUUGCUCAGUCGGCACACCUGUUCCCAGCACUUCCCAAAGUCAUUCAAUCGGCAGCCAACAACAUAACCUCACCAUGACCUGACCGUUUUACACCCUAUCGACCUGAGCUCGUUCGUACCUGGUAAUCUGAAAUGACUCUGAUCGUGAUGUGCUGGUGAACUGAGUGAAAACGACUCUGACUCUAACACUUGCGCUGGUCGGUCGGCCGGUGAUGGUACGAGAGUCAUCACGAUGAGAACUGCGUCCGAAGAGAGGAUUAUGAGUGUCGCCGGGUCGGAUCAGCGAGCCACAGGCACAUUGCUGCUCUGUCUACUCUUCACAGCGGGUCUCGGCCCGGCGUCAGCCGAUGCGCAGACAGACAGCGAAGUGCCGCCUCCCAGCUUCAUAACGAGUCCCAGGUCGUUCGAGGCCAGGGAGUGGAAGGACGUCGUGCUACCGUGUGAGAUAAAAAACAGAGGUCCCUACAUCGUGGUCUGGAAGAAAGGCCGGCGUGUCAUCAGCGCCCGAGAGUCGAUUGUGGCGCGCGACACGCGCUACAGCCUGGUGGACGGCUACAGUCUGCGGAUCGCCAGCGUGCGGCCCAGCGACCAGUCUUCUUACACGUGCUCACUGGACACGGAGCCGCUCACCGAGCUCACCCACCGGCUCGACGUGCUCUAUGGUCCAGUGGUGACAACAGCUCCGUCCAAUGGAGUGCUAGUGCUGGAGCGAGGCAAGGAGGCUCAGUUUGAAUGCUCAGCGACAGGAAACCCCACGCCGACCGUGUUCUGGAGAAAACAGGUGGGCCUGUUGCCCUCUGGCGAGGCCCAACACGCGGGCAGCAGCUACACGAUCUCCGAGGUCACCCGACAAAUGGCCGGGGUGUACGAGUGUGUCGCCCAAAACGGUCUCGGCAAGCCGGGGGUCGGCACCGUCAGUCUCCAGGUUCAGUAUCCGCCAGAGGUGGAGGUGGAGCACAGCGUCGUCCACUCGGGCCAGGGGUACAAGGCGCAGCUGGUCUGCUUUGUGUUCGCUGACCCACAAGCUGAGGUGCGCUGGCUCCGAGACGAGGGAGCGCUGCAGCCGAGCCGCCACGUCCCGUCCGAGGAGGUUUUGGGCGGCACGCGGCACGUGCUCACCAUCGGGCCUGUCCAGAUGGCCGACUUCGGCACCUACUCGUGCCAGGCCUCUAACCCGCUUGGCACCGCCACCGGUCGCAUGGCACUUUCAGGUGCCCCCGGACGCGCUCACAUUACGAGCAGCCCCAUCGGCGCGGCACCGGACUCUUACCAGCUGUCCUGGGAGGUCCGCAGCUACUCACCAGUGCUAGAGUACAAAGUCGCCUACGGACUCGGAAAGAACCUGACGCGUGAGGACCGGUCGGCCAGCUGGCGCGAGGUGCUCGUACCGCCGACCGGCAGUGAGGUGGUCGGAGACACUCUGCACAGACAGCAGAUCCCACUCACCAAACUGCGACCGGCCACCACCUACGAGCUGCACGUGCAGGCGCGCAACCGGCACGGCUGGAGCGCCGUCUCCGACCUGUUUCACUUCUCCACUCUCGCCAGGGGAGAGGCGCUCGAGUCGCGGAGUUUCAGUCGGGCCGCCGGUCUGAAGGCACCCCCUGGGCUCUCGCUGCUGGCUGCCAGCGCCGCUCUACUGUUCGUGAUAGUCGCCCUGCCAACCGAUGAGGACAACACCUGAGAGAAAAAACGUCCUGGUUUUGCCGGGAUGGGACACGGCCUUCCACACCAUAGUUCACGUGAUUUGAAGAUGACCCCGCGUCUAACCCGUGCACACCUGCUGUGACAGAGUGGACGGAAAGAGACGCUCCGGGAUGAGGCUUGGUGUGAAGAGCCGCAACAACAGUCACAGUGGCCAGGGGGGUGUGAGCGGUGUUAGAAAGCUGCCUGAGAGGUUGGUGCCCGCCCAGACUGGCUUAUCCGGCUGAUGGAGGCCCUAAUGAGCGCAUCAGCCACUCGGGACGUUUGCCCGAGUUCGUUGUCACCUUCAACACCGUCACAUACAGUGUCACUGCUGGCUGCUGGUGGGCUGGAUAAUUCUUCAUUCCGUGAGGAGUGGAAUGCGAGUGAAUGAACAUGAUGACUUACCUGUCGAACAUCCGGACAGAUUCGGAAAACAUUUACCGGUGACUGUUUGAUGGCGAUGUGGCGUGACCGCGCUGUACACUCUGCACAGUGCAAGAUGUGCACAAUAGUUAUGUGCGGCGUGCACUUUAUGUGUGAUGUGUAUGAUGCGUGCAAUGUGCAGUGUGCUGUUUCCUAGCUGUGAUCUCUAUCGUCACGGUUCGUGUGGAUUGCCUCCUUUCUAAAGCCGGUGUCAUUCAGAGUGUCUGCACUUUGUGCGAACAACAAAGGCGGCAGUGCUCCAGCGCGCUAGCGGGUCGUAAAACUUUGCGCUGAGAGCCGCGACAGUGUGUGAUGCCUCCGAAGUGUUAAAGCGACCACCGCAAAACAUUGUGUGGACAUAGCGUGGGUGAGCGCACCGUCUCCCUUUGAAACUGCACUUCUUGUGCCGGAGGGUAUGCGAUUCUCUCGGCACGGAUACACACUUCAAGAUGAAACGAAGACAAAUCUGUAACCAAAGAUUCGUUGAUGUGUGUGUCAGUAUUGACGUAAUGUUUCCCUGUUCUGUUGCAUUGUCGCCUCUUUAUACCAUGUGACCGUAAAGGCACACGCGAUUGUUUUCAAUGCACAUGCGGUUUGUGAAAGAAAAAUCAUACAACCGUGCUCGAUGUUACGUAGCUGUUCAACAUUCUUGUCUCUGCAAUGCAAUGUUUUGGUCGCUUAAACUUGAUAUCAAGUUUUUUGCUGUGGAUAUGUAUUGACUAUUGAACUCCGAUGGAUCACUAUUUAUUGGUUGAUGUUAUUAACAAACAGUUACAAAAUUACGCUGAAGGUGUGAUACUCAAGCAUAGUGUCUCAAGAAUAUGUGAAAUACACCGCAGAUUGCA
This is a messenger RNA of Amphibalanus amphitrite, 3168 nucleotides long. Its product is annotated as lachesin-like. NCBI's taxonomy places the organism in Eukaryota, Metazoa, Arthropoda, Thecostraca, Balanomorpha, Balanidae. The transcript has 11 exons. Bases 447 to 1898 code for a protein of 483 amino acids. Gene Ontology annotation, cellular component: neuron projection. Gene Ontology annotation, molecular function: protein binding. The record is from RefSeq and is a predicted model, not a curated record.